Rhipicephalus sanguineus (brown dog tick) is the source of this 2591-nucleotide messenger RNA. RefSeq lists its product as uncharacterized. The coding region runs from base 28 to 2346 and encodes 772 amino acids. The record is from RefSeq and is a predicted model, not a curated record. Lineage: Eukaryota; Metazoa; Arthropoda; Arachnida; Ixodida; Ixodidae. The transcript has 2 exons.
GUAGCAAAACACAGUGCUUGAAGCAAUAUGCAGCGUAAGAAACGACAGGGAAGAGCACGGAGCGAUCGGGCAACCAUGGCGACAUCAAGGCCUAGAUCGUCUCUGCCGCAGCGGAAGGUAAACGAGAAAACCGAGGCGAUCGUAAAUGACUUCGCGACGUUCCUCUACAAAGAAGGCCGGGAUGUGUUCCAGAACAUCGAAAGAAUCAAGCGGUUUCUCAGGUUGGCUGACAGGCGUUUCCAAGGGGACAAAGUGACCCCGGAGUCGUUCUUCAACUUCUGUACGCACGAAGUCGAUCACAUCUGCUGGGCAUUGUUCUGUCACGCCAGGUUAAACGCCGUUAUCGCACCGCACGGCUUCCAGCUUUUGCGCGCUCGCGAGAACUCCUUCGCUCUACAAACUCUAGAAAAUUCGGAGGACACACUUAGCGGUCCGGACAACAUCUUCGCAACGUGCGUCUGCAUCUGGCUUCUGCGAACGCAUUCGUGCAUAUCCAAAGUGGUCCUCAAUGUAGCGACUGUCGCUCGCUUUCACGCUCCCUUAUUCUGGAAGCUGCUCUUCAUAAACACUCGUCACCUCGACAAAGUCGAACUAAUAGGCUUGCCUACCGACCAGAAUCAUUUUAGAGUCGCAUGUUUGUUCGAAAAGGCUCGCGAACUUUCGGAAAUUGUCCUCGUUCACAUACCCCUCACUGACGAACAAGCGGAGUUACUUUGCAGCGUAAUAGCUGAGAACGAAGGACUCGAGAGACUGGUGUUAAAGUACGUCAACAUGACCACAACGGCGCUGGAAGUCCUGAGAAGGGCCAUUACAAAGUAUAGCCGUCCAAUGUCGUUCGAGUUACGGGAGAAGACUGGCGCAUGCGAGGGAUACGAAGAUGCGGUAACGGCAAUAUUGGACACUCCAGUCAGCGAACUGUGCCUGGAGACUCCGUGCAACUGGGCGGAGCUCUUCAAACGCCUUCGUCGUAAUACGUGCCUGUGCGAUUUGGAAAUAAUCGACCGCGACUCUCUCCUGUAUUCGUCACUCACUAACCUGGCAGAAGCCGUCCUCGAAAACACGACGUUAAGAUGUCUGAAGCUUACCAUUAGACCUUCUCUGACGAACGCGUUUCCCGCUGACCAUUGGUGUAAGUUGACGGAUGCGAUUGGACGAAACCGAGCUCUGACAGCUCUCAGUUUCGCCUCCUCCAGCUUCUGCGAAGAAGAGAGCUCGGCGAUAGCCUCGCUUGCGGAAGGGAUAGCCCGGAAUAAAACUCUCGUCGAGGUUUCGGUGGAAGACUGCGAUCUUUCUUUGACCAGCUUGUUACUUCUUCUGGACGGGCUGGCACGUAACGAGAGAGUGGAGAUACUGCGUAUCGGCGCCUUGAGCGAGGACGAAGAGGUCAAUCGCUCGGUGUUUAAGCGCGUUGCCGAACUGGGCCUGGGAGAGCGCGUUGACUGCGAGUACGUGCUUAAAAGCGAAUGGCUGCUUGACUGGACCAAACAAGACUACGAAAGGACGCAAUGUCGUCGGAUGAAAGGUGUGUUCGCCUCCGUACUUUCAAAUGGGGACCGCAUUAGCAAUAUGCUCGAUCGCGCGAAGGAUACCCUGACUUGUCUGCACUUGGAAGGAAAGGACGACGUGCCUAUGAGCGCUGCUGGAGCCUCCAGUCUGCAUGACCUAUUCGCUAACAGCAAUGUACUCGAACACGUGAAGCUUCUGUGUAACGCCGUCGCCGUUUUUGUGGUCAGGAUACUCAGCGGGUUGGCGUCUUCCCGAACAAUCUACUCCGUGUUAUUCGGCCGCAAAUGGCAGUUGUCUCGCGAAGUGGCGAUAGCGUUCGCAGAGACUCUCCAGGAGAACUCUAGCAUUGCGGAACUGACAAUCUGGCAAGACACUCGAAUGGGAUUCGAAGAAUUGAAAGAACAUCUUCGAUUCGGUGUUAGCAACAAUUACGCGAUUCACAAGAUUCGACUCCUGUACGGUCCCGAACGGAAGGAAUCGCACGACCUGGUACUCCCGCAGAUAUUGCUAUACAACAGGACCAUCGCCAGACGUGCGGCGGAAGCUAUUAUCGAAUGCCAUUGGACGGUUAGAGGCCUGCAUGCGUUUACUCGCAUGAACUCUUGCGUCAACUGCCGGGCUGUUCUGCGUCGCGCCACUGGUUUCGACGAUGUAGAGUUGGACUCGCAGAUUAUGAAAGCCAGCAAAUGGGCGGGAAGGCAGUUACCGAGAAUCCCCCUUAUUGUUACUGAAGAUGGCGAAAGAGCGAGAACAGACGCUCGAAAUAAAAUUACACUGCGCGAUGUCAUUGAGGACUUCAUCAAGCAGGCCAAGAUAUUUUUGGAGGGCCACAAGCGUUGAGGACAAGCCCCGUCGUGCUCAAAGAAGUUAGUCUCGAAAGAUUCCUCCUUAAGUCCCGAUGCAUAUUUGUUGACAGCGUGAGUGUUCCACUGACUCCGGUUUUAUAUCUUAAAAAGUACACGCGAACCAUUUUGCGCGUGUUUUAUGCGUUAUCGCAAGUGUGUUCUCGAUUUUCUGACGUGUCUUUGAUAACGCUCAACAUAUAGGGACAUUUGUAGCGUUGCUAUAGGACUAUAUUUGUUGGU